This is a messenger RNA of Erigeron canadensis, 2274 nucleotides long. RefSeq names its product protein BONZAI 1-like. Bases 76 to 1830 code for a protein of 584 amino acids. Gene Ontology annotation, biological process: cellular response to calcium ion. Lineage: Eukaryota; Viridiplantae; Streptophyta; Magnoliopsida; Asterales; Asteraceae. Gene Ontology annotation, molecular function: calcium-dependent phospholipid binding. The record is from RefSeq and is a predicted model, not a curated record. Gene Ontology annotation, cellular component: plasma membrane. The transcript is spliced from 15 exons.
AUUUUCCUUGCUGUUCUCUUCUGUCUUCACUACCUCCGUAACUACUUCCGAACACCUAAUAUUUGCUCGGCGGCGAUGGGCAAUUGCUGCGGUGGAAGUGGUGGAGGCGGCGGUGGUCAAUCAGCUAUCGGUGGACUAUCUUCUCACCAUCAUCCGAAUACUAAUAACCGUCCAAACGACGGCGUUGAAGGUUUUCUGAAGUAUCGCGGUUACCACGGCCUUUACACUCAGAUCGAGUUAUCCUUAUCUGCUUCAAACUUGCGUGACCGGGACAUACUUUCCAAGAGUGAUCCUAUGACAGUUAUAUACAUAAAGGGAAGGGAUGGUUCAUUGCAAGAGCUUGGCCGCACUGAAGUUGUUUUAAAUUCAUUAAGUCCGCAGUGGAUUAAGAAACUUAUUAUUGCUUAUCAUUUUGAGUUGAUUCAGACAUUGGUGUUCCGUGUAUAUGACGUUGACUCUCAAUUUCAUGGACUAGAAGAGAAGAUGCUUAAGUUAGAGGAGCAACAACUUCUUGGCGAGGCUACUUGUUUAUUGUCUCAGAUAGUAACUAGACAAGACCGUACACUGGCCAUAGAUAUUGUGGGAAAAGUAGAUUCUGCCAGCUCGACUCCUUCAAAGAAUUUUGGGCAGCUCACAGUUCAUGCAGAAGAAUGUGUUGUCUCAAAAACGACAACAGAGUUGAUAUUUAGGUGCAUGGAUUUAGAAAACAAGGAAAUAUUCUCCAAAAGUGACCCCUUUCUAGUAAUAUCCAAAUGUGUGGAAAGUGGGCAUGCUGUUCCAAUAUGCAAAACAGAGGUUCUAAAAAAUGAUCUUAAUCCAAUGUGGAAACCCGUCUCCGUAAGUAUCUCACAAGUUGGAAGCAAGGAAACUCCACUUAUAAUCGAGUGCUUUAAUUUCAAUAGUAAUGGGAGGCAUGAUCUGCUUGGCAAGGUCCAGAAGUCACUUGCUGAGUUAGAAAAACUUUCUUCUGGUGGGCAGGGAGAGCGUAUGUAUGUACCCAUUGCUGUGGGAAAAGAUCAUCAGACUAAGGUACUUAAGAGUCAGCUCUUUGUGGACAAGUUCUCUGAAAGUGUCAAUCAUACCUUCCUGGAUUAUCUGGAUAAUGGCUUUGAAUUGAGCUUCAUGGUUGCUGUAGAUUUCACAGCUUCAAAUGGAAACCCUCGUUUACCAGAUUCUUUACAUUAUAUAGACCCUUCUGGACGUCCAAAUGCAUACCAGAAGGCAAUUCUAGAGGUUGGUGAGGUACUGCAGUGUUAUGAUUCUGACAGGAAGUUUCAUUCAUGGGGAUUUGGAGCACGGCCAAUUGAUGGUCCUGUCUCUCAUUGUUUUAACCUAAAUGGGAGCAGCGGGUACUCAGAGGUCGAUGGGAUUCCUGGAAUUAUGACAGCUUACGCUGGUGCAAUAUUGAAUGUCACACUUGCAGGGCCAACCCUGUUUGGGCCGGUGAUUACUGCUGCAGCAACAAUAGCCAGCCAUUCUUUAGCAGCCAAGGAAAAGAAAUACUUUGUUUUGUUAAUCAUUACGGAUGGAGUGAUAACAGAUCUACAAGAAACAAAAGAUGCCCUUGUGAAUGCAUCAGAUCUGCCGUUGUCUAUACUUAUUGUUGGGGUUGGUGGAGCUGAUUUUAAAGAGAUGGAGAUCUUAGAUGCAGAUAAGGGAGAGAGACUUGAAAGUACAACUGGACGCAUUGCAACACGUGAUAUAGUCCAAUUUGUUCCAUUUAGAGAAGUACAAGGUGGAGAAAUUUCUGUUGUUCAAUCACUUUUGGAAGAACUACCCUCACAAUUCUUAACCUUCAUGAGAAACAGAGAUAUUCUUCCAGACAAAUGAUUACAUACAAAAUUUGUAAAUAUAUGUUACUAGUGUUUUCUGCGAUAUACUGUGUGCAAAUUUUGACUUCAUUUUGAACUUUGUAUUUUUAUCCUCCUGAUUUGGAUAGAUUUAGUGGCUCUAUUGACCCAUCUAGGUAACCUGUCAAAUAGAAGCCACGAUAUCUACCCAGAUCAUAUUGGCAAACAAAAGGAGAAAGAGAUUGUCACUUAAUUGUGAAAAGGUAGAACUGCAAUGUGAAGGCAUCACAGUUUGUGGAUUGCUCGCAGACAAGUGCAUUGAGUUAAUUGACGAUGUACUUGUGUUGAGUGUAGAAACUUAUUAAGAGUUUAGGUUGAGCUAAUUGACAAGAGCUUCCUGUAUUAAACACUCUUGAUCUCUUCUAUUUCUUUCAAUCUUGUAAUUUACUCUUCUUUUGAUAUGGAAAUUGGUUCAUUUUUUUCA